GGGAAAAGUUGUGAGGGACGAGCAGGGGGAAGGUUCAGCUUCACUGGGGAGGAGGAAUGAGAACCGCGGCUUUCUCCUGUCUGUUUGCCUCCUUCUGUUUCUGUCCAUCUUUCUGCUUGUCUCACCCCACACCUCCCUGAUUGUUUCUCCUCCUGGCUGCUGCUGCUGCAAUGUGGCUAUCUCUGCAGUGAAAGUGCUGGCUGGCAGAUUCUCCUUGAGUGAACCCUGAGUGUGCGCAGCGAGCGUUUGCCGCGCUGCCUCUGUCCUGCCCUCACUGACUCAGCUGUGCAGCCGGCUGGCCCCUGAGCAAGCACCAGCUGCAAGAGCAGUCUGCUCUAUAGGAGUGCUGCCGUGACUCUCAGGCAGGCUUGCAAGCGCCACACCAACUGUAGGUGAAACACUGGGAUCUGCCUCAUUUGGGGUCCAGACGGUCACUCAGACAGCAGCUUGCAGGUUGAAUCUAGUACAACAAAGAGGCAGAGUUGUGGGAUAUUCUGCUAGCAACCAGAGACAGGACUGGGUCUCUCAGCACUAUUUGUUUUGGAGCAGAUCUGGCUGCCAUGGAGGACAGGUGGACUGGAGUGAAACCCUCGAGGUUGGGCCCUCCGUACACAGCCUUCAGCCUCUUCUUCGUUUUGCUGCUUGGUGUGUGGUCUCCUCAAGCCCUUGAGAUGUCUGUGGGGAAGAUUCCCUUCCUGGAGGCAGUGAAUGGCAGCACAGUCAUGCUGCCUUGCACCUACGCCAGCUGUAUUGGCAUCAAAAACCUCUACUUCUUGUGGCAGUUCAACAACAAUGGCACCAUGGUUAAGUUGUGUGAUUCCACAAUACCGUCAGAAGAGGUGGAACCUCAGGUGAAUAUACAUCAUGAACGGGUAGAGUUUGUGGGGAAGAACCAUAAAAACAACAUCUCCAUCAUGCUGUGGAACAUCACCUUCGAGGACGGAGGCCAGUACACUUGUUUUGGACGCAAUCCCAAAGAGAAGGACAAGAAUCACAGCGCCAUCUUCAACCUCAUUGUGGUGGACGAGUUGAGGGUGGUGGACAACACCCUGACCAUCAUCAUAGCCUCAGCUGUGGGUGGAGCCAUUGCCUUCCUGAUGGGUUUCAUGUUGCUCAAGAACUUCACUCUCUUUGUUCUUUCCAAGCUUGAGGAGAAAAAUAAAGAGUGCCUUGUAACUUCAUCAGGGAUCGACAACACAGAAAAUGGCCUCUCAGGAUCCAAAGCUGAUUCAAAGCCGACACCAAAAAAGAAAUGAGACAACGCAUGCCAAACGACAUACUGAUAUAUUUGUAUAUGCACAUGUGUUUGCACAUGCAGAUUCAUUAUGUUCGAGCUGGGAUCUUCAUGACUCUGGCUGUGGCCUUGGAAGGUGAAUAUAUACGUGCACACAAUAAGAAAUAUGCACCAUGUAGCAACUGUGGAGAUGAUAUACAACUGAAAUAUGUGCAAAAUCAUGCACACAUAAUUAUAUAAAAAGUGCAUAUUGUUUUUACAUCCUUACAUAUUUUACAUCUGAGGGAUGAUUGCACCCACCACAAACAUUUCAGCCUGACCUGUUGAGGAUAUCCUAUCACUAACUGAGCCCAGUUUGCAAACAUUUAGAUAAAUAAUGAGAGGCCCUUUUACCUAAUGAUGUAAGUAGUGCUUAAAUAAUAAACCUCUCUGAUCCAGCAACAAUAAUGAAAGGAGUGCAGUGUCAGAUUGAUUGUGGUAAUGCAACAGACUUUAAAUACUAUGGAAGCUACAAUUGUUGCGUUGCCCAGUGUGUUGUCUGUCUAUGUUUACCAUAAUCACCCAAAUAUUCAUUAGAACUUCUUAGGUUAAAACCAAAUGAUGUGCACAUUUUAUUAAAUUUGUUUUUGGCUAAAAUAGUAUAAAUUGACAGUUGUAUGUCAUUUAGCACAGUUGUGCACCAUUUUCUGUGGUGUUCCCGUUGCCACAGCCAAAGUAUGUAAAAAAAAAAAAAAAAUGUCUCUGACUGUUUUUCAUCUGAAUUCAAAACAAGUUGUUUCUUUAAGUGUUCAAACAGGGAAAAUGCAAUGUAAUUAUAACUGGGCUCCUCCCUCUCCUUUAACUAACACAAUUCACAUCCUCUCCUGCCUGUCAACUGAUCUGCUCUAUGUGCAGUCACUUUCCACAAAAACACCUACUAGACUAGGCUGUAGUAACGACAAUGGAGAUUAAUGUCGUACUAACACAAACACAAACACAAAAAUGACAAAAAUAUGGCUGGGUUAUGACUACCCAGUUCUUUAUCCUGCACCUUCUCUUCUUUGCUUGAUAUAAAACACAGGUGCCUGUAAGUGCUUCUAUGCUCUUCUGUCAUUUAGGACAGCUAUAUAUCUGCAAAACAGUAUUAACACAACAAGCUUCUGAACCGAAACGGUAGACAAUCCCUUGAAACUUUCCCCCCGAUCCUCUAGAAAAAUGAAUGAACCUCAGAUGCUGCUUUUAGGGCAUAUAUCCAAAGCAUUUAAAGCAUGUGCCACACAGGCCAGAUUUUAGACAUACUGCUUGAAAACAGACGUCCUUUUUGAAAUACAUGUUUUCAUUUAUUAACAGUGGUAGCAUCAACUCUGAGGUUAACUAUAAAUCCCAUUUUGUACUAUGCUAAUCUCAUUGUGCUAACCCUAGCUAAGGCUAAGCACUAGAUGGUGACCCUGGAUAAUGCUUCCCUGGACUGGGCCCCACAUAUUCCCUUUGCUUAGUAUGUGCCUCUUCAUGGAAAUGGCUUUUUAAUCCUAAACACUGAUAAACACUCAUUUAGUCAGUGUUUACUCUCUGCAAUAAACAACUAUCUAUGGCACUGCAGUGAAAAAUAAGACUCUGGUUGCCUGCACGUGCAAACCACUCAUCAAUAAUAACUAAAAGGGCCGUGGCAUCCGGUCUCAGAUACAGUAGCAGGCCGAGUAGGGGGGCUGUAGUUCAAAUUACCCUGCUCAAAGAGGAGGGUAGCCCACUGGCUGCACCAAACAGGGAUGAUUCCUACUGGGUACCACAUCAGGAGAUGAAUGUAUUUGCACCAAACUCUGUGAAACGGUAAAAUGCAGAUUCAAACUACAUUUACAGAAUACACAUGUUGCACAUUCAUGACACUGAAUGUCUGGCUUUCAAAAAGAAUACCUCUGUAAAGUGGGACAAAUACUGUAUGUGUGUGUGGCUAAAACACUGUGUCUGGUCACAGAUGUUAAAUGAGUUCCGUGUGAAUUUCUGUCAAUAAUAAUGUGCCUCUAGUCUUUGAUCACUGACUUGAAGCAAUAUAUUAUAAAGGGGUUGUGCCGAGCACUUUAAAAGAUGUAUAUUUUUUGCGUGUGUAUGAUCCAUCUUGCUUUGUCACACUGUGAGAUCCCAAGUUUGACCUUGCAAGGAAAUAUGUCUAUUCGUGCUCCUGCUAUGACUUGAGAAGCCUGAUCCCACUCUUAUACCAGUAUGUUACAAACAAAUCUACAGUCUUAGCUUAGCUUAGCUUGGCUUAGCCAAGCUGUGCUAACCCUGGCUUAGCCAAGCUAAGUCCACCUGUUGACACCCUAAAGGACUGACUAGUGGACUUGUUGUAUCCUUCAAUCUGAUUUGUUCAAAAUCUGUUCAAAAGCCAAAGCAUGAAAAUAACAAGGGGUUGGUGUUUUGUGACAGUUUGUAUGCUGAGCUUUUUUCUUGGUGAGAAGCAGCAAAGUAGCAGCUUUCUGAAAAUGGUUGCUUGGUAACUGCACAAUGACAACAACUCUCCGGGAAUUAAGCAAACAUAUAAUGUGUUUAAAAAAAAGUAAAAAAUAAAUUAACAAAUGAUCUUUUCGAGGCCUCUGGGAUCCAGAUUCGUAUUUGAUGCACUGAUGUGAGACUUUGCAUCAAUCUACUCCUCUAACUCUGUAAGAGAGCACCCAAGCUGAGGUCCCAUUUCAUGGGAUCUUAGACGAUGAUAAUGCAGAUAGGGGGGAAAAAACACUGGCCAAUACGUAUUAUAUAAGUUCUUAUGCAUCUUUGCCGCAGUCUUAUUUAGCUUUAAAGAGAAAAUCCACUCUUUAGUGGGACAAAUGACUGCCCAGAAACCAAACUUUUGGCCUGUUAUUGUGAAUUCCAAAACAUUAAAAAAAAUAUUUGAUUUCCAUAAUUAAAUGUAUCUGUAAAGGGGUUGGUUUUCUCCGAGGAUUCAAAACUAAUUUCUGACAGAUGUUUUAAGGGGAUCUGUCCAGCAUCUCACUGAGUCAAUUAGCGGGGAAAGCAAAGAGAGCAGCGUAGUGACAACCUUACGAUAGCAAGCAACUCUAUGCAAAUCACAACAGAAUUCAGUCCUCUAUCCCCACUGAGUUAACAGUUCUGUAAGCAAUACAACAGUUGGUGAUGUCCUGGAUCAGGGAGUUGUGAUGAUGGUAUGCAGAGUGAAUGGGGAGCAUCCAGAGAGGAGCAUGGAGUUGACUGGAGCCCCUGUACUCGAUCACACCCUUCACAACCUAUAGACUCAUACUCCACUGCUGCACUCUGCACACAAAUAUACAGUUAUAACGCUCUGGCUCACACUCAGAGGAUGUCCCCUUGAUGCCUCUCAUUCAUGCAUAUCAACUCUUGAUCUCUUUAUUAUAGAAAUCGAAUAAAGUGAUUGAUUAAAA
Mugil cephalus (flathead mullet) is the source of this 4605-nucleotide messenger RNA. It is a transcript of the gene scn4bb, whose product is annotated as sodium channel, voltage-gated, type IV, beta b. The record is from RefSeq and is a predicted model, not a curated record. Gene Ontology annotation, biological process: cardiac muscle cell action potential involved in contraction; regulation of ventricular cardiac muscle cell membrane repolarization; regulation of sodium ion transmembrane transporter activity. Gene Ontology annotation, cellular component: membrane; voltage-gated sodium channel complex. Gene Ontology annotation, molecular function: sodium channel regulator activity; transmembrane transporter binding. The transcript is spliced from 6 exons. Bases 561 to 1256 code for a protein of 231 amino acids. NCBI's taxonomy places the organism in Eukaryota, Metazoa, Chordata, Actinopteri, Mugiliformes, Mugilidae.